Ramularia collo-cygni is the source of this 3492-nucleotide messenger RNA. RefSeq names its product related to DNA repair protein rad18. Gene Ontology annotation, cellular component: Smc5-Smc6 complex; site of double-strand break; nucleus. NCBI's taxonomy places the organism in Eukaryota, Fungi, Ascomycota, Dothideomycetes, Mycosphaerellales, Mycosphaerellaceae. The coding region runs from base 1 to 3492 and encodes 1163 amino acids. The record is from RefSeq and is a predicted model, not a curated record. The transcript has 3 exons. Gene Ontology annotation, biological process: double-strand break repair via homologous recombination. Gene Ontology annotation, molecular function: single-stranded DNA binding; damaged DNA binding.
AUGGCGCACCGUAAGCGCUCUCGGCCGGAUGAAGAUAUCGACGGGGAUGUCGGAAUUGAGGUGGACAGCGCCAGCUCAAGCUUUCAGCAGACAUUCAGCAAUAAACGGUCGCGUGUGGUUCGCGCAUCAGACCGCGACGGAUCUGCCGGACCAAAUGAAGAGGACAACUACGAAGACCUGCUCGCUGGCUCAAGUGUGCGUGGAGACAAUGUCGAUCUUAGCAUGCUCGACGAACCUAGCGACGAUGAGAGUGAAAGCGAGCCCGUCGACGAGCUGCAGGCAACGCAAAUGGUCAAGGAGCAGAUGCAGCGACUGGGCGAGAACCUGGCGUCUGAACAGGGCGUAAUCAUGGAGAUACACAUCCGGAACUUCAUGUGUCACGCCAAUGUGCGGGUGCCGUUUGGGCCGCUCAUCAACUUCAUUACCGGUGCGAAUGGAAGCGGGAAGAGUGCCAUCUUGACUGCUUUGCAGGUGUGUCUGGGAACGAAGGCGAAGAGCACAAAUCGCGCGGCCAACCUGUCCUCCAUGAUCAAGACUGGGCAGGAAAGUGCUUCCCUAGCCGUCAAAAUCAAKAACGAGGGCGAGGACGCCUUCAAGCCGAGCAUCUACGGCUCCAGUAUCACGGUUGAGCGCCACUUUACUCGCGCUGGCACUUCAAACUUCAAGAUCAAGAAUGACCAAGGCAAGAUCAUUACCACGAAGAAACGAGACCUGGACGAGAUCACCGAAUCCUUUGGCUUGCAGCUGGAAAAUCCAAUCAAUGUCCUCACCCAAGACCGUGCUCGUGAGUUCCUGUCGAACAGCACGCCUGCGGAAAAGUACAAGUUCUUCAUCCAAGGCACUCAGCUGCAAGCGCUCGACGGCGACUACAACCUGAUGGAGGAAAAGCUGGACAUGGCCGAAGAAGCAGUGAAGAUUGCUGCUGGCGAUCUGGACAUGUUCAAGGAGAGGGCCCAAAAAGCAGAGGAGAGGAGAAAGCGUCUGGAUCGCGCCGCUGCAAUGCAGGAAAAGAUGAGAGCUGUUGAGCGACAGCAUGCUUGGUGCCAGGUGGAGGAGCAGGAGAAAUUUCUUCGGCAACUUCAGGAGGAGGUGCAUAUUUACGAAGAGCAUAUUGAAGGGCUUCGAAAAGAGGCGGAUGAWGCGGGAACCGCCUAUGAAGCACACAACACCGCCUACGAAUCUGCCCAACGCGCUAUCGAAGUGCUCGGGGAGCAGUCGGGACCUGCGGAGCAAAAGUAUCUCGAAGCGAAACAAGCGUUCGACAGCAACAAGGAAGAGCUCUUGAAAUCCCAGACCGAGCAGCGCAACAUCAAGGGCAGCUGGAACUCGGCCAAGGCAAAUGUCACACGUCUGGAGAUGGAGCUCGGUGAGGAGAACCGCCGUCUUUCGGGUGCCGCAGGAGACGCCCACGAGCUGCGUGUCCAGGAGUUGGAAACGUUGAAGACUGCAUUGGAGGCCGCCAAACAAGCUUACACCCACCAUCAGUCUACACUCCAGGGGCUCAUAGACGCCAAGACGGAGGCUGAAAGCGCUUUCCACAACCAACAGACAGACGUGGACAGAGCCAGGGACGAAUUACGGGCUGCCGAAAGCGCUUUGAAUGGCCUACAACGGGAUCAGGGCAAUCCACUCGACGCGUACGAUAGAAGGAUACAUGACGUGCUGAGAGCAAUUGAGAGGGAGAGUCGCUGGCGUGUGAAGCCAGUCGGGCCUAUGGGCCGCCACAUCCGCAUCACCGAGCCGGAGUGGACAUCGAUCUUAGAGAAGAGCUUUGGUGCUAUUCUCAACUCUUUCGUCGUUGUGGACAAGAACGAUCAAAACAUCUUGAGUGAGAUUAUCCGAAGACAUCGUAUAGACGGCAUGAGCGUCUUUAUCAGUCGCGCGCAAGAUCCUCUGAGCGUAGAUGGUAAAGAGCCAGACCCGACCUUGUCAACCGUUUACAGGAUUCUUCGUAUUGACAACGUCGCGGUCCGCAACACACUCAUAAUCAAUCAGGCGAUUGAGCAGCUUGUCCUGGCCAAAGACGAGACGGAGGGCAUGAACACCAUGUUCCCGACCAACGGUCGAGCGAUCAACAUCCGGGCCGUCCUCACGCACGCUGCGAAGCGAGGUCAUGGCCUGCGUAUUGAUGGCACUCGUGCAGGUGGAAAACGUACGAACCCAAUCGAAGCAUGGACUGGAAAGCACCGGAUGAAAACAGAUCGAGACCAGCAGUUGCGACUCCAGCAGUCUAUGGUCGACGACGCCAAGAAGAAGGAGGACGAGGUCGUCCAAGAGCAGAAGCGAUUGCAGAAGGAAGUCGUCAAGGCCAGCCAGGCUCUCGAACUUCACAAGCGGCAGCUCAAGCAGUUCAAGACUGAAUCUCAGCGGGCCGAAGAUCGCGUGGAAGCCAAGCAGACUGAGAUUGACAGUAACAAGCCUCAGACGGGCAGGUUGGAGGAACUUAAGAGACAGCUUGAGGAGGCAAGGCAGGAUGUUGAAAGUACCAAAGGCUCGUUGGAGGAUUCCAUCAUGGCAAAAGCUGUGCUCGACCAGGCUGGAAAGGACCUGAAAGCUGCGAUGGACGGUGCUCAACGGGAGCGUGACCUUUUGAAUGGCCGUAUUCUCAAAGAACAGCAGCGACUUCAAAAUUGCGCAGAGAAACGGACCGAGGCCUUGUAUUCCAAGAACGCAAAGGUAGACGACCUUGCGAAAGCAACAGACGAGCACCUGGUGCGCCUGCAGGGCAAAGUAGCAACGCAGCAAGCGAAUCUCGAUAAUUUCUUGGAGGGAGCCAACGGUGUCUGCCCUCGCAUCGAAGUUGAGGCUGGUGCCACACCCGACGAUCUCCAUAAAAGACUUAAGAAGCUUGAAGAGCAGUAUCGGAGUGAAGAGCAGCAGGCAGGUGGCUCGAUGGAGCAGCUUGUUGCCGCUCAUCGGCAAGCGCAAAAGGAGUACGAGGACAAGAAGAAGGCGUUGAAGUCGCAGAAAGCUACGGCAAUGGGCUUGAAGGAUGCACGAAGAGAACGCAGACGCCGCUGGGGUCUCUUCCGCAAGUACAUUACCGCCCGCGCCCGGUCGAACUUUCAAUACCUCCUCUCCGAACGCCAAUUCCGUGGCAGAGUGCUCAUGGAUCAUACGGACAAGACGCUCAAUAUCAGCGUCGAGCCUGAUGUUACUCGAACGUCUGACUCGGGCCGGCAAGCCAAUACUCUAAGUGGCGGUGAGAAGUCUUUCAGCCAGAUUUGCUUACUUCUUAGCAUCUGGGAGGCAAUGGGCAGUCCCAUUCGCUGCUUGGAUGAGUUUGAUGUCUUCAUGGAUAACGUAAAUCGGGACAYGAGUAUCAAUAUCAUGGUCGAUGCUGCGAGGAGGAGCGUAGGACGACAGUUCAUAUUGAUUACGCCGAACAGUAUGGACCGGGUACCUGAUGCAGGCGACGUGAAGAAAUUCAGGAUGCCGGAUCCCAAUCGUGGCAGAGAGCGUGGACAGUUGCCGCUCCCUGGUGCUUCGUAG